This is a messenger RNA of Penicillium salamii, 438 nucleotides long. NCBI's taxonomy places the organism in Eukaryota, Fungi, Ascomycota, Eurotiomycetes, Eurotiales, Aspergillaceae. The record is from the annotation of a GenBank genome assembly.
AUGGCCAUUCUAUACGCUCGGUAUUGUUCCUGGGGCGGCGACUGCUACUCAACCUGGGACUCUUGGGGUCGCUGGGUAGCUUUCGCUGUGAUUGUCGGCGUGGCAUUUUUGCUCUUCUUCUCUUUCGCAUGUUUCAAUGCGCGCCGCCGCAGAAACCACGGCCAGCGCCCUCUCACAGGAACCGGAUGGAUGGCUCCUCCUCCCGGACCUCCUCCUCCGAACCAGCCAAUCUACCAACAAGCCCCCUACGGCGACCCCUACUACCAGCAAAACGCUCCUCCUCAAUACAGCGCAAACCCCCAAAACUACGGCUACUUCGGCGCGCAAGCGCCGCCUCAGCAGCAAGGGAUCGAGCUGCAGCAGCCCCCGAACGCUUACAACGGCGGCGGCGGCUAUGCGCCUCCUCCUGGCCCACCUCCCAAUGCGAGCAAGGUCUAG